Xiphias gladius (swordfish) is the source of this 2520-nucleotide messenger RNA. RefSeq names its product protocadherin alpha-8-like. The record is from RefSeq and is a predicted model, not a curated record. The transcript has a single exon. Gene Ontology annotation, molecular function: calcium ion binding. The coding region runs from base 1 to 2520 and encodes 839 amino acids. Lineage: Eukaryota; Metazoa; Chordata; Actinopteri; Istiophoriformes; Xiphiidae. Gene Ontology annotation, cellular component: plasma membrane. Gene Ontology annotation, biological process: homophilic cell-cell adhesion.
AUGCCUGCAUCGUUGAGGACGUCUAUUGUCUCCUGUCUCCUGCUCCUGUUACUGGAGUGUUGCUGGGAAGCGGCGUCUGGGCAGCUCUCCUAUUCCGUGUUAGAGGAAGUAAAGCCGGGGACAUCUGUUGGAAAUAUCGCUAAGGAUCUAAACCUCGGCAUUCAGGACUUGGAAUCCCGUAUGUUUCAGAUCGUUAGCGGAUCAAAAAGAAAAUAUUUCGAGGUAAAUGUGAAGACCGGCGUUCUCUUUGUUAACGAGAGGAUAGACAGAGAGGAGCUCUGUGCGAAGGCAACGAAAUGCACUGUCAGUGUAGAAGCCGUAAUAAACAACCCUUUGAAGCUGUAUCGCUUAGAAAUAAAUAUACUAGAUGUUAAUGACAACGACCCGUUAUUCACGGAAAAGUCUCAGGUUGUAGACGUAGCAGAAAAUACCCUGCCUGGAAUGAAAUUCGCCUUGUCGGAGGCUAUCGAUGCAGAUGUAGGCAAGAAUACCGUCAACGCCUUUAAAAUAACACCCAAUGAAUAUUUUUCUCUCGCUACAAUCAAGGGAGGAGAGAGCGUGUCUGCCGAGUUAGUUUUGCAGAAAACGUUGGACCGAGAGAAACAGCCUGUGAUACAUCUCACUGUGACUGCUAUAGACGGGGGGACUCCGCCGAGAACUGGCACCUCACAGGUCAUUAUUCACGUUUUAGACAUAAAUGAUAACCCUCCCGUGUUUAAUAGUCCCUUGUACAAAACUCGUAUAUUUGAAAAUACCCCCGUCGGGGCAACUGUGAUUACGCUAAAUGCAACCGACGCGGACGAGGGGGCAAACGGGGAGAUAGUGUACUCCUUGAGAAGCAAAGGCCAGGAUCGUAUACUCGAGAUUUUUCACAUUGAUUCCAUAACGGGUGCGAUAACGGUGAAAGCUAAUGUAGAUUAUGAGGAAUACGCAGCGUUCGAGAUCCGCGCAGAAGCAAACGAUAAAGCGCAGCCCCCGAUGGCUGCUCACUGUAAAGUGCUGGUGGAAGUAAUCGAUGUAAAUGACAACGCUCCCGGGAUCACGGUGACGUCACUGCUCAACACUGUAAAGGAGGACGCAGGUGUAGGUACGGCUAUCGCGCUCGUGUCUGUUCUAGAUAGAGACAGUGGCAAAAACGGUGAAGUCAAAUGUAGAAUCUUAAAUCAGGUUCCCUUUAAACUAGAGACUAACUACAAAAACUAUUAUUCUUUAGUGGUUGACGGGCAUCUAGACAGAGAAAUUACCUCUAACUACAACGUCACCGUAUCAGCUACCGAUGAAGGGACUCCUCCGCUUUCCAACACGAGUGUUAUCACGAUUCACGUUUCUGAUGUAAAUGACAACUCGCCUCGUUUCUCAGAACCUGUGGUUAAUGUUUAUGUAAAAGAAAACAGUAAAGUUGGGGUAAUUAUUAAAACGUUAUCCGCAACUGAUGCUGACAUUGACCAGAAUGGCCAGGUGAAAUAUUCUUUUUUAGACGGUAGUAGUAACUCAGUGCCAGUGUCCACAAUGGUAAACAUCAACUCAGAGACCGGAGAUAUAGUCAGUCUGCAGUCUUUUAACCACGAGGAGCUAAAAACGUUUCAGUUUAAAGUUCAGGCCACAGACUCUGGUGUUCCUCCGCUCAGCAGCAACGUGACUGUGAACGUUUUCAUCCUGGAUGAGAAUGACAACAGUCCCGCGAUUCUCGCGCCCUAUUCCGAGCACGGAUCCGUUAACAGCGAGAGCAUCCCCUACUCUGCUGAAGCGGGAUACUUUGUGGCAAAGAUCAGGGCUGUAGACGCAGACUCUGGAUACAAUGCGCUGCUCUCUUACCACCUCUCUGAGCCCAAAGGAAACAACCUCUUCCGCAUCGGAACCAGCACCGGGGAAAUCAGGACUAAGAGGAGAAUGAGUGACAAUGACCUGAAGACUCACCCCCUGGUGGUCUUGGUUUCUGAUAACGGAGAACCCUCCCUGUCGGCUACUGUGUCUAUCGAGGUGGUGGUGGUCGAAAGCACAGCUGACAUCCAGACUCAGUUCAGACAUGUGCCCAUAAAGGAGGAGAGCUUCUCCGAUUUAAACCUGUACCUGCUGAUCGCCAUCGCGUCGGUGUCACUGAUCUUUCUGCUCAGCCUCAUCAGUUUAAUAGCGGUCAAGUGCCACAGGUCAGACGGCAGUUUCAGCAGGUACGGCGCCCCAAUGAUCACCACCCACCCUGACGGGAGCUGGUCUUACUCUAAAGCUACUCAGCAGUACGACGUCUGUUUCAGCUCAGACACACUCAAGAGUGACGUAGUGGUUUUCCCCGCACCGUUUCCGUCUGUAGACGCGGAGCUGGUCAGUAUUAACGGAGGAGACACGUUUACCAGGACUCAGACUUUACCUAAUAAAGACAAGGUAAGAGGCAUACCGAAUGAAUACUAUCAAUCCGUGCAUAUUUGUUUAUCAUAUAUGGCUUUAGCUGCUGUAAGUGAACGCAAAAAAAAGUGCAUUCUUGAGGAAAAGUACACUGCAAUUAUGCCUAGAUGUUUUAAAUAG